UAUUCAUGAAUUUUUUUGAAAAAUAUUAUUGCUUAAUUAGUUGGAAGCUGAUUAUUUUAUUCAGACUUGAGGUUUUUGAGGAUCCGAACUGAGGAUCUCAUUUGUCCAAUUCUUCAUCUUUCCUUCCAGUUUGUAGGGCUUUCACCUUUGCUUUCGGAAGCAGAAUAUGUAGCUUCUUUAGCUAUUGGCACUUUUAGCAUUUUCGAAGAUUCCAAGUAAAACCUUCCUGUCUUACGACCUGGAGAUGUAAUGGAUGUUGUUUGCUUGAGAUCUUUGGUUUCAAGACUUUUCGUUUUGUGUAUCUGAUUGUCGUGUGAGAGGCUCGAGCUGAAAAAUUGGAAAUCAUCUUUAAUUGUAACAACUCAAGGCCGAUAGAUUGUUUUGCUUUUGUUUUUCUCAAGCAUACUUGCUUUAUUAUCCCAUUUAUAACUAAAAAGAGGUAAAAUAAUUUUUUAGAUAAUAAAUAAUGAGUGAACUCUCAAAUAUUAAUAUCCCCCUUCUCUUCUAUAAACACAAUUUUUGUCUGGAGACUCAAUGCAAUCAUCACUAACAGUUCAGCAAGAAUCAUUCCAUAUCUCAUCUUUCAGUGUAUU
Molecule: messenger RNA, 593 nt
Organism: Moneuplotes crassus
Lineage: Eukaryota; Ciliophora; Spirotrichea; Euplotida; Euplotidae
Source: the annotation of a GenBank genome assembly